AUGGAUGGACAGGAUGGGGCCGGACAGGCCACAUUUGUCCCUGUUUCACCAGAUCCAGGAGCAGAGACUGCUGCAAAGACACCACAAGCACGAGCCCUGGUUAAGAGCGGAGCUGACAAUCCGGCGCCUGAUAAAAAACCGAAAAAUGCUUUCUCCAGGUUUUAUGAGGGCGUAUCAACAAAAAGGCUUCGUGUCGACAGCCGCAUUCGCCACCUCUUCGGUAUGAGUCUAAGUAUUGCUUACGCAAUUCUUGCACUGUGGGUUGUAACCUACAAAGAAUGCCCUUUAGACGACCUUGGUAAUCCGAUACCAGACUACCAGCCCCCACAGCCUUGUGUUCUCGAUGAUAUGGGAGAAAAAGUAGAUCCUGAUUGCAUAGACCCUCCUGAUGCAUAUGCUCGGGUGGAAAACAUAUGUUACAUGUACUUGGUCAAUGAAUUCGCUUUACAUGUAACUUACGUCCUGUAUGUCAAAGUAUGGACGCUAGGAGGAAGAAGCGUGGGAUUUUGGAAGGAAAUGUCGGGGUACAUUGGCUAUUUUGUUGUCGAGUUCAUUCUGAAUGCUGCCCCCUAUCACAUUCAAACCUUUCCAGAAGUCCGCGAAGUUUUACCCUUCCUUAACACAUUUACAUGGCCAUUGUACGCUGCCUUUAUAUUCGGAUCAAUUCUUCUAAUUCCCUUGGGUGUGUACCUUGCAACGACUAAGGACCAGGCUAGGCGAGCUCUGACUUUCCACCUACCUGGCAUCAUAUUCUUUGGAGUAGACGUGUUUAAUCGUACAGUCUUUUCACCAGUUUUCGACACAAUGCAGCAUAAGUUUGCUCAGCUACAGCUUAGUGCAGUCAUAUCUUUUGUUGGGGAGUUAGCCGUGGCAAAUUUCUACGGAUCAAUUUUCUUGCCUGGGACGCACAAGGCCACAGUUGUAAUGGUUGAGUUCGGAUACAACCUCUCUUAUCAAGUUUACCGUGAGUUGCCCUCUGUAAAGGAAGGGCCAACUGAGGAGCUCCUACCGCAGGAGAAUGAAGAAAAUGAAGAUGGCGUGCGUGCCCUUCUGGAGGGGCUAGAUGGCCCUGAAAGCAGCAACGUUUUGAAGCAGAGCUCAGAAAAUUCUACAUCUGGGCUAGGAGCCAGAAAGAGUGGGCAUUCAUAUGCAUCUAGUAAUGCGCGGCAGGCAUGCACUAGUGAACGUAAGCCUACAUCUGUGGAGGGGAGUGUCGCCGGCGAUGCAGACACAUAUCAACGCACUCGCACAGAUAGAUAUGCAAGUGCCAGCCACCAGCGGGGAGGCAGAGCAUCUGAACAGAGAAGCCGAAACUCGCGAUUGGGGUCAAGAGCCUCAACAUUCAGCGCUGCAGCGCGUCAGAGCCGUGUGCUCGCCCCGAUUCUCGCGUCUGUCGAACACUUUCCUCCAAGGGAGCCCUACGUUCCAGUGCGCCCUGACGGACCUGAUCCCUUAGAGCUUGACAAAAUCAUUUGCUGUUUCUCGAUUAUCUGGGAUGCAUGGAGGUACUUACUCAUCCGUAAUGUGCUGAUGAAGGCUUCGAGUAUUUACCUGUACCUCCUUAUGAUUCUCAAGGAUUUUGCAUUCUCCUACUGGCAUUUUGGGUACGCGUUUACGGAGAGGAAAAUUUUAAGUGCCAUCGAGGGUACCACAGCGGAGGAGCAUACGUUUUGGGAUAAAACCAAAACUUUUCUGGUUAAGGCAUUUCAGGAAGCCAUAGUUAGGCCAUUUUUUCUCACUAACUUCUUGUCGACAACAGUUUGGAGAACAGAGGUGAUUUUUGGAAUGAACGAGAAACGGCAGAACUACAGCAACAGCGUAUAUGGAGAACCACGCUCUGGACCUCAAGAGGACCGUGUAUCGUUCCGGAAAACGUUUAAACAUGCUGGCGCGCGAAAGCCAACAGCUUCCGAUUGGGCUUACGCACUUUCUACAGUAGCAGUGCAGAAAACGAAACAUACGAAGGGCUUUCUAGGCAGCCUCUGUAGUGACCUUUGGGCUUUACUAGUCCUCACUGUGCGGCGUGACUGGCGACACUGGAAAGAAAAUACUCUAAGCAGGUACAAACACCCAGUGGAACAUUGGAAAAAGAGGCUCAGCACUUCAAAAGGCGUGGCCUCAGGGUCAGAGAAGCUGGAGAAGCUGAAUUAUGACGACCUUGAGUUGCGGUACCAUUUCGCUAAUGAGUGUUGCAUAAUUCGCCACGUGCCAGCAAAACCAAAAACACCCAAGCGGCGGAGCACUUCCCAGAUCUCGUCAAUGGCAGAGGAGUUGCAGCGGCCUUCAGGACAGUCAGUAUUUCGCCGAAUUAAUGCAGUUUGGCUCUCAAAAGUGGUAAAGGAAAUCCAGUCCUGCGUGUACAACCGGUGCUGGCCACGCCUACUUCAGAAGCUUAUUUCAUCAGCUGUCCUCGUUGCAACUGAACUGUUCGCUGAGAACAGUACUGUUGGACUACUACCGUCUUAUCAGCAGUAUGGCUUGUUUAGGGACCCGAUGGGACGCUUCAGGGUCAUUUUCAUUUUUGUUAUGGACAUCGCUGAGGUCUCAUCCGUCUGGUAUACGCAGGCCCAAUCACGUUUUUAUCAAAGCAUAAAAUACGGUUAUAAUCUCUUUCAUAACUUUCCAAUGAUAUUGCUGUGCUCUUGCAACUGCGCGGCCCAAGUGAUGAACUUUGCAAUGGUUCGCUAUAUUCGUUUCGCUCCUAUUUGCGGCGACAAGCGCGUCCUUCCUGAAAACGUGAAACAGGAUAUGCUUAUGCACCUCAACCUUGUUAAGUACUGGGAUCAACCAGAGAUGUAG
Molecule: messenger RNA, 2799 nt
Organism: Eimeria necatrix
Lineage: Eukaryota; Apicomplexa; Conoidasida; Eucoccidiorida; Eimeriidae
Exons: 2
Coding region: 1-2799 (932 amino acids)
Source: RefSeq, a predicted model, not a curated record